CCUCAGCGUGUUCAUGUAUCUAUUCGGGAUAGCAAUCACGCCACUCGUGCUUGCGCCCAUGAGCGAGCUGUUUGGACGCAAUAUCAUCUACCAGGUGACGACGCUGCUGUGAGUCGGGCCGCAGGUAGGGUGUGGUGGCGCUCUUUAUUGUGCAAUCUGCCUAUCUGCCUACCUGAUUGCUAUCCCAUCCCUGGACCAGCUGGCGUCCUAUCCAUCCCUCCCGCUGAUGCCAGUAACGCUGUCCUCUUCCUGCCGCAAGCCCUCACACACUCACACAGCGGCCUGCUCGCCGCCCGCUUCUUCCAGGGCAUGGCGAGUUCCGUCGCCAACUCCAUGGUGGGCGGCACAGUAGCAGACCUCUUCGAGGCGCGCGAGCGCGGCCUCGUGAUGAACCUCCUCGCGAUCGUAAUCUUCGUCGCGCAGGCGCUCGGCGGCGUCGUCUUCGGCUGGGUCGGGCUGUACCUCGGCGUGCAGUGGUGCUAUGGAAUACAGGCAAUUCUGGCUGGCGUCUCGGUGGCCCUCAAUGCCGCGCUGCUGCGCGAGACGCGCGGCGACGUCCUUCUAUCGCGCCGUGCGCAGAAGCUGACGCGCGAAACUGGCGUGCGGCACAUGGCGGCCGCAGAGACACAGAAGAAGAGCCUUCGCCAGAUGAUCACUGUCUCUGCCAUCCGCCCACUGCAGUACCUCCUCACGGAGCCGAUCGUGACUGCCAUCUCACUGUGGAUCGGCUUCGCGUGGGGUGCCGUCUUCCUCGGCACAUCUUCAGUCCUCCUCGUUUUCGGGCAGUACACGGACAACCCCGGCCUCGUCGGCGUGUCCGAAAUCACCGUCGCUAUCGGCGGGAUCCUAGGCUUCAUCUCAAACUACCACCAAGAGUAUCUGUACCAGAAGGCCUGCGAGCGCAGCCCGACAGGCAAGGCAGCGCCCGAGGUACGCUUGUACUGGGCGACGACGGCGGGCCUCCUCUUUCCCCUCUGCAUGUUCGUGUACGCAUGGACGGGCCAGCCCCAGUUCCACUGGAUGCUGCCCGCGACAUUCCUCAGCCUCUCGUACUGGGGCAUCUACGUCAUGUACAGCAGCGUGUUCACGUAUCUCGCGGACGCGUACGAGACGUACUCGAGCUCGGCGCAGGCCAGCCAGAGCUUCAUGCGCAACCUCCUCUCGUCGACGUUCCCCCUCUUCGCCCGCGCCAUGUACAUGAACCUCGGGUAUCCGAUCGCGUCCACCGUCGUCGCGAGCUGCGCGCUCGCUCUCGCUGCAUGUCCCACCCUCAUCGUCAUGUUUGGCGCGCAGCUGCGCGCGCGCUCAAAGGUUGCGAGCGCAAUCGCCGCCAACAGCUAGACACACAACACCGUACGAUAUAGAGUUAAGACUAGAUCCGCAUAAUUGCAUGCACGUGUACAAC
Molecule: messenger RNA, 1405 nt
Organism: Cutaneotrichosporon oleaginosum
Lineage: Eukaryota; Fungi; Basidiomycota; Tremellomycetes; Trichosporonales; Trichosporonaceae
Source: RefSeq, a predicted model, not a curated record